AUGCUAAAUACUGAAGACGUCGAGAUUGCAGAAAUACCAGUUUAUCACCACGAGAGCGGAGAUUUGUUUGCGGAAGAUAUCGAGCAGCAUAUGGCCGUGCUACCAGAGAUGUCGGCGACUACGGAAGAAGUUACGAUUGAGGACAUUCAGAUCGGUGAUCCCGAUGUGACUCUCACCACAGAUCAACAACGGCUCAGAUCGCUGAUCUGGAAGAGCCGUCACCUCCUCAUGGGUAAAGGUAAUGCUCUACCACCAGCAGCACGAGGCGCGAUCUGUGAUAUUGAUGUCGGUGGGGCAGCACCGAUAGCGCAAAGAGUGCGUCCGGUCGCACCCAAAUAUCGGGAGAAGCUGUCAGACCUCAUCAAAGGACUAUUAGCAGCCAAAAUCGUUCAGCCAUCCACGUCACCUUGGGCGUCUCCGAUAGUGGUGAUCAUCAAGAAGAACGGAGUGGAUAUUCGCCUUUGCAUUGAUUAUCGAAGAGUGAACCAGCUGACGCGUCUGAUGGUUUAUCCCAUGCCGUUGAUCAGCGAUCUGUUGGAAGAUCUGGAUAAAGCCCUAUGGUACUGUUCGCUAGACAUGGCUAGUGGAUUUUGGGUCGUCGAAGUGACUGAACGAGCAAAACUGAUCUCAGCGUUUGUCACACCGUUUGGUUUGUUCGAGUGGCUGCGAAUGCCUUUUGGGCUUAAGAACGCGCCCCAGAUCUACCAACGUCUGGUGGACAAUGCGUUGUAUGGAUAUCUCAAGAUCGGCCAGAGAUCAGCUUCUGAUGGCCCGAUCGACGUGUUCAAAGAUGGAGAACCUGAGACAGAUCGACGACCGUCUAUACUGGGACGCCGAUCUUACAUUGACGAUAUUCUCAUACCAGCCACGUCAUGGAGAUCUUUGUACACAAAAGUAGAACGGUUGCUGGAGGCAUGUGAUAAGUGGAAUCUGUCUAUCAGCCUCACGAAGAGUUUUUGGGGGUGCCGUAAGGUCGAUUAUUUGGGACAUCGAGUGUCGAUGGAUGGUCUGGAGGCUCAGCCCAAGAACCUAGAGUCGUUGGUUAACAUCCCGUUUCCUAGCACGCUACGAGCUAUGCAAUCCUUUCUCGGGAGCUUGAACUACUACCGUCGCUUCAUUGAGGAUUUCGCGGUGUAUGCCGCGGUGUUGUAUGAGUUAAGAGAAUCGGAUUUCUUCGAGAUCGGCCGAUCUCAGCUUGCAGCAGGAGACGAAUGCUCCAACGAGGGUCGAUGGACGGAAGCCAAGGUUGCUUUCACUAUGCUAAAAGCUAAGAUAGCUACAGCUCCCAUGCUCAAGCAUUUCGACCCAGAUCGGUCCCCCGUAAUCGUGGUCUACGCUAGCAAGUGGGCUGUCUCAGCAGCCCUGAUACAGGAGUACGAUGGCGUGUACCAUCCGGUGACGUUUACUAGCCGCACUUUAAAGCCUAAUGAGCUUAACUACGGAACGGUAGAAAAAGAAGUGCUGGCGCUACUUCGUGUGUUGGAUGUAUGCUAUACUACGCUUGCCUCGCGGGAGAUCACUGUACUGACCCGACAUUCUACGUUAGCCUGGUUGAUGCAGUCUCGAGGGCUCAACGGGAGAUUAGGACGGUGGGCUGCUUUGUUGUCAAAUUGGUUAUGGAGAUGA
Molecule: messenger RNA, 1626 nt
Organism: Peronospora matthiolae
Lineage: Eukaryota; Oomycota; Peronosporomycetes; Peronosporales; Peronosporaceae
Source: the annotation of a GenBank genome assembly